CCGGUGUAGCAGUCAGCUCUCAGCGAGGUUCCUGGCGCUGCUUCCAGGUUCCUCCGCGGCGGGGCGGGUCCGGGUGCUGGCGCCGAGAUGCGCCCCCUGCUCGGCCUCCUCCUGGUCUUCGCCGGCUGCACCUUCGCCCUGUACUGGCUGUCGACGCGACUGCCCCGCGAGUCGACACUGGGCACAGCCAAGGAGGCUGGAGACAGGUCAUUGUGGUUCCCCUCGGACCUGGCCGAGCUGCGGGAACUCUCUGAGGUCCUUCGAGAGUACCGGAAGGAGCAUCAGGCCUACGUGUUCCUGCUUUUCUGCAGCGCCUACCUCUACAAACAGGGCUUUGCCAUCCCUGGCUCCAGCUUCCUGAAUGUUUUAGCCGGUGCUUUGUUUGGGCCAUGGCUGGGGCUUCUCCUGUGCUGUCUGCUGACCUCGGUGGGUGCCACAUGCUGCUACCUGCUCUCCAGUGUUUUUGGCAAACAGCUGGUGGUCUCCUAUUUUCCUGACAGAGUGGCCCUGCUGCAGAGGAAGGUGGAGGAGAACAGAAACAGCUUGUUUUUUUUCUUACUGUUUUUGAGACUUUUCCCCAUGACGCCAAACUGGUUCUUGAACCUCUCGGCUCCAAUUCUGAACAUCCCCAUCGUGCAGUUUUUCUUCUCUGUUCUUAUCGGUUUGAUCCCAUAUAAUUUCAUCUGUGUGCAGACGGGCUCCAUCCUGUCAACCCUGACUUCUCUGGAUGCUCUUUUCUCCUGGGGAACUGCCUUUAAGCUGUUGGCCAUUGCCCUGCUGGCCUUAGUUCCUGGAACCCUCACUAAAAAAUUUAGUCAGAAGGACCUACAUUUGAAUGAAACAAGCAACGCUCAUCAUCUAAAUAAUAGAAAGGACACCUGAUCUGGAUCCUUUGGUUGCCGUGUCCCUGGACUCUACUGUUUAUUUGUGUAAUGGGCGUGGUCCUCUGAAGCCCCUCAUUGUUUUUAAAUUAUUCUCAACAGGCGAUUUGGACACUAUUCUUCUGUGUGCAUUGUCUCGUCAUGAAGGACACUCUGUGCUCUAGAAGGUGAAUUAUAUCAGGUUCUCAAACCAGCCCUGAUUUAGCAGGACACUCUGCAAAACGGAUGGCCUCCUAGCAAAUCCUGUUUGUAUUUUACUGAAUAACAAGGAACUCAGGCCAAGCCUUGAGCUGCUUCGGGAGAGGAUGCUGAUUGCCCUUGUCCAGGGCGCCUCUUCUGCACAGUGAUCAGCUGUUGUGACAGGUGUUAUCCUUUUACAUCCCUUGUGGACAUGAUUAGUGUAAAUAAUGACAUGUGGACCCACAUCACUGACACUACUCUUCAUCUUGUUAAUCUCCUGAAGAGUGAUCCUUCUGCACUGCUUUGCCGAUGACCUACCUCUUCCAUAAAUCAGAGGAGACAAGCUGACAAACUGCAUAGAAUUUCCAUGUACAGCUCAAAAGCACAGUGAUUGCUGUGAUGCUCUUUGUGUUCAGACGCACUGAUGUUACCACAUAUGUCACAUCUCCUCCUGGUUGCAUGUCCUGACAAUUCAGCUGAUUGCAAACAGACUAUUGAAUAUCAAUGGAGC
Molecule: messenger RNA, 1572 nt
Organism: Physeter macrocephalus (sperm whale)
Lineage: Eukaryota; Metazoa; Chordata; Mammalia; Artiodactyla; Physeteridae
Gene: TMEM41A
Product: transmembrane protein 41A
Exons: 5
Coding region: 88-882 (264 amino acids)
Source: RefSeq, a predicted model, not a curated record